Molecule: messenger RNA, 4614 nt
Organism: Manis pentadactyla (Chinese pangolin)
Lineage: Eukaryota; Metazoa; Chordata; Mammalia; Pholidota; Manidae
Gene: WDFY1
Product: WD repeat and FYVE domain containing 1
Exons: 12
Coding region: 60-1292 (410 amino acids)
Molecular function (GO): metal ion binding; protein binding
Source: RefSeq, a predicted model, not a curated record
GGCGCGUCCCCGCCCGCCCGGGAGGCCGCCGCCGCCGCCGCCGCCGCCGCCGCGCGAUCAUGGCGGCUGAGAUCCACUCCAGGCCGCAGAGCAGCCGCCCGGUGCUGCUGAGCAAGAUCGAGGGGCACCAGGACGCCGUCACGGCCGCGCUGCUCAUCCCCAAGGAGGACGGCGUGAUCACCGCCAGCGAGGACAGAACCAUCCGAGUAUGGUUGAAAAGAGACAGCGGUCAGUACUGGCCCAGCAUUUACCACACAAUGGCCUCUCCUUGCUCUGCUAUGGCUUACCAUCAUGAUAGCAGACGGAUAUUUGUGGGCCAGGAUAACGGAGCCGUAAUGGAAUUUCACGUUUCUGAAGAUUUUAAUAAAAUGAACUUUAUCAAGACCUACCCAGCUCAUCAGAACCGGGUGUCUGCGAUCAUCUUCAGCUUGGCUGCAGAGUGGGUGAUCAGCACCGGCCACGACAAGUGUGUCAGCUGGAUGUGUACCCAGAGCGGGAACAUGCUUGGGAGACACUUCUUCACUUCCUGGGCUUCGUGUUUACAAUACGAUUUUGAUACUCAGUAUGCUUUUGUUGGUGAUUAUUCUGGACAGAUCACCCUGCUGAAACUUGAACAGAACACCUGUUCAGUCAUUACAACCCUCAAAGGACAUGAAGGUAGUGUCGCCUGCCUGUGGUGGGACCCUGUUCAACGGUUACUCUUCUCGGGAGCCUCCGACAACAGCAUCAUCAUGUGGGACAUUGGAGGAAGGAAAGGCCGCACGCUGUUGCUGCAGGGCCAUCAUGACAGGGUGCAGUCGCUGUGUUACCUUCAGCUCACGAGGCAGCUUGUCUCCUGUUCCUCGGAUGGUGGAAUUGCAGUGUGGAACAUGGACGUUAGCAGAGAGGAGGCUCCUCAGUGGUUGGAAAGUGAUUCUUGUCAGAAAUGUGAGCAGCCCUUUUUCUGGAAUAUAAAGCAGAUGUGGGACACAAAGACACUGGGGUUGAGACAGCAUCACUGCAGGAAGUGUGGGCAGGCUGUCUGUGGGAAGUGCAGCAGCAAGCGUUCAAGCUACCCUGUCAUGGGCUUCGAGUUCCAAGUCCGGGUGUGCGAUUCCUGUUACGACUCCAUCAAAGACGAGGAUCGGACUUCUCUGGCAACCUUUCAUGAAGGAAAACACAACAUUUCCCACAUGUCCAUGGACGUUGCUAGGGGACUGAUGGUGACGUGUGGGACCGACCGCAUCGUGAAGAUAUGGGACAUGACGCCUGUGGUGGGCUGCAGUCUGGCAACAGGGUUUUCUCCACGUUGAUCGGGAGCUGGGCGAGGUCUGUGUCACUACCAAGGCAGCCUUCCCCAAAUGCAGCCCUUCCCCGUAGCUCCAAGGUCACUGUCACAUGAAUGGACAGCAGCCACUAAAAAGCAAAUCAACAUUUUUAAAAGAAAAAAACGUGAAGGUGUGUUUGAGGGCAUUUGUGGAACUACCUGUGGGGACUAACUUGGACAAGGUCCACCUGUGCUGGUUCCCAGAAGAUGGGACUUUCUUCUGCAGAACUUCUUCAUGAGCAGGGACCUAAUAAUGUGAGCUGAAUGAUUUAACAAAUGAGUGGUUUAGAGGAACAAAAAGUUAACAUGUAGAACUUUCUUAAAGCAGCUCCAGGGACAAACACACUUUCCUCAGACAUGCUGGCUGUCCGAGGGCUCUUGUGGCUCCCUGGGGUGAAGCAGGACUUAGGGGAAGGAGGACCUGGCCUCCCUUCCUGGAGGGGCGCAGCCUGCACCAAAGACCCCCAGAGAUCCCUCCUUACUUGCUGGCAGUAUGUGAACGUUGUCUGCCCUUUGUUGUUGACAAGCCACUUAAAGACACCGGUCCUCCUCAGGUAGUGCCAUUUCUGAUCUGCACUUAGUAGUUGCCUCACUUCAGUGGCAUCCCCUCCCAGCCAGUUGCCACGGGGAAGCCUUCACAGUUGUUGCGAAGUGAGUCCUAAAGUUUCUGUACUAGCCAGGCAGCCCAGUCCGCACGCCUCCCUUUCCCCGAAUGCGCUCUGAGGACGGAACGUUUCUUUAUGGUGCUGUUAACAUGGGAGUCGCGCGAGCCGCCCGACUUUUUCUCAUUGCAGUUAGUAACGACCAACAGAAAACCCAGCUCCCAGCAUGACUGUGACGGGAUGUGAGCAGUCUGUUCCAUGCAGCAGCCCGGUUCUCCAGAAAGACACCUUCUCUUCGUAGUUCCAAGAUGAGACCCUGUAAUAUUGUGGCAAUUUAAUAACAUACACCUCAGAGAAGAACUCCAAAGCUUUUAAAACUCUGUUGACUUGUAGUUGUACCUAAUAUUUUUAAUAUUUCAUAGAAGGGAAUUGGUAACCCAGAGCAGUAAUUGUUAACCAGGUCCUGCACAAUAAUUCCUAACUGGUAACACUGCUUUCAUAAUAGCCAGCGAAAUCUGUUUUAUCAAAUGGCAUUUGAAAAGUUUUUGGCCACUUAGUAUUAGGAUGGGGAAGAAGUAGGGAAUAGGGAGCCUGUCUUUUAUUAUUCAAAUAUUUAUUUGUUUGAUUGUUUUUAACAAUAAUACAUGUGUCUAUUACUUUAGAACCAUGGAAGUGAGUGGAGAGAGUGCUACUUCUUUGAAGGACAAAUUUAAAGAUAGCAACAAUAUUUUUGUUAGUCUUAACUAAUGGACAUUGAUAAGAACUCACUUCUGGGUCACUGUGUUGGGAUCAUAUCAAAACAACACAGUUCUUUCUGUAUGAUACACCUAAGAGACUAAAUCUGUUUUUAACAACAGCUGUGAGGGACUGUAGCACACAAGACAGGCAAUUAAACGAAGACGUCUUAAUGGCCAAGUGACACAAAGAGUAAGGAAAGGAAAGGGGUCAAGCACAUCAUAUUCUAGAAUGAUCUGCAUUAAAAGGUGACUUGCCUUCAGAAAUAAGGGUAAAGGUUUGUGUUGCUCUUUACUAUUUCUGUGUCACAUCCAUCACCUGAAAAAGAUGUGUCCUUUAAAAAUUUUUCAUAGGCUCUUUGCAAAAUAGUACUAACAUGGUCUGGAAGAAAAAUUUAGUGAUGAUAAUUUCUAAACGGCAGUGUUGAAUGUAGCUUUAGUUGAGUUAAUGGUUCAGCUCAUACACAGGUGCUAUCCUGGGGAUUUGAUGAAGUCCUGAAAGCAAAAUAGAAUAUGAUCCAUUUGUUGCCAUGCUGAAGAGUGCACUGUGAUUUUGUUUUCCUUUAACUUCUGUAAAAUGUGAUUUUAUAAUGUCUGUGAUAGACUAAGCAGAAUAUCAUGGCUACCAAGAAUACACCAUAGCUUUCACAGAUUUUCUUAUUUAAAAAAAUUCUUAAGGCAAAACCUGAUGUUCCAUAGAGAAUAUAAGGUUGGUAUAGCACCUCCUAAGUGGUUGAGCUAAAAUAACUCAAGGAACAAAGGUUUGUUUAAGGAAGAAUUAGAGUGGGGUAUCCAAAAAAGGAAAGGAGAAUGUUUCCAUAUAGUUUUCUCUCUACCAGAGCCUAUUAUCAUUCUUCUUUAUAAAAACACACAUAGCAGGUUUAUAUUGUCUUUAUCAUAUACUAGGGAGCAAAUGGGGUAAUAUUUUUUAUAGACGUGGGCAAGAAUUAUUUUCUCAAUUUUACUGACGAAGCACAUAAGAAAAGUACAGCUAGACUUCUAGUUUUUGCCUUAUUUUGACUCGUUACUCUUAAAUGGGUCAUUUAAAAUAGUUCUUCAAAUAACAGUUUACUGGUUUUUCCAUUCCUGAAUACUCGUGCAGAUUUGUAUAAAUAGGGAAUAGGAAGUACAGAAUGUUAGAGAAGAUCCUUAUGUUUAGAUCUAGUAUGUAUGUGACGAGGAAAUGCCAAUUCUUCAUUUUAAAAUUACCCUUUAUUAGUGCAAGUGAUAGAAAGACUUCCCACAGCAUUAGAUGGAAACGGAUUAUUUGUUACAUUGUGAAUCUCUGUUUACUAUGUGCUGGUUUUGUCCUGAUGCCUAGAGGGUGUAAACAAAAAAUAUUUCUGUAGAAUGUGUCAUUUUGUUAACCCCUAAAGAAUGCAGUUUGUUUGUACCUACACUUUUAAACUGUAGAAACGGGCCUCUGUAUGUAAUAAAUACCACGGGGACUUAAGCCCAAGGAGAUAUUUUCUAAAAUCGGUUUUCAUUAAAUUACUUUCUACUUCCGUUUUUGGAUUUGGCAUCUCCUAAAAUGUAAGAAACCAGUUACUAUUCAUGAUGACCAUUUGCUCUUUCUAAAUGUGAGGUUUAACAAAUAAGCAAUACAUGCUAUAUUCAUUCAAGUGUCUGUUGCUUAAUUGUUAAUUGUGCACAGAUUAUUGAACACUUACUCUGUUUUCUGCAGUUUACUAUACAGUAACUCUUUGAGUAAGUUGAAGUUUAAUUGUGCAUCAAAUUUAUAUUAGAAUACAAUUUAAAGUGUCUUUCUUUAUAGCCGUUUUUGACUAGGGAAACAAAGGGCAAUGUUGAUUAGUACAUUUUGUCUUGUACUAGCUAUGUUUCUGUAAGAUACGGUGCCCUGCUUAUCCCAGAGAGCUAGAAAACUUUGUUCUUUGCCCCUGUUUAUGGAUUCUGUUUUUGUGUUUUUUUUUCUUUUUGAAUAUGCAUACAAUAAAAUGUUUCUUGCUUGUUA